CCGAUAUUCUGACAGUUAUAGAAUAUUUCUAUUCCAACUUUCAGAUUUACACAAGAUUUCUGAAAAAUAAAUACGAUAAAUACAGUAACAAGUGAAAUAAAUCACAUCUGAGAAAAACAUUAAGAAGAUGUUUACAGAAAAUUUGACGAAACAGGACGAAGAAAUAGAGGCUCUAAGCUCAAUAUACGGUGAUGACUGGACCACAGAGAGCGACGUCACAAGAUCUUAUAAGAUCAGAGUUGAAGAGAACAAACAUGAAGCUAUUUUGUAUGUUACCAUGCCACCGGAGUAUCCAAGUCAGUCACCACCAAAGUUCGAGCUCUCUGCGCCUUGGAUGGAGAGAAAAGACAAGGCUGAUCUUCACCAGGCCUUGAAUGAAGUUUAUUUAGACAACAUAGGUGAAACGGUUGUAUACCAAUGGGUAGAGAAAAUAAGAGAAAUAUUACUGACAAUGAAACCUCCUGAAGCUGAGAAGAAAAAAGAGCAAAAACAACCAGAUGAAGAAAACAUGGAUUUGUCCCAGGUAGAAAACUGCCCAGAGAUUACUCAUGGUGAGGUGAUAAAGGACAGGAAAAGUUCUUUUCAAGGUCACGCAGCUGAGGUCCAUAGUAUGGAGGAUGUUAACGCCGUCCUAACAAAACUGAAGCAGAACAAGAAAAUAGUGAACGCAACUCACAACAUGUUCGCAUACCGGAUCGAACGUAAAACGGACAAGGGUACAAUGAUACUACAAGACUGCGAUGACGAUGGAGAGACGCACGCCGGAGGUCGCAUGAUGAAGCUGCUGCAGAUAUUGGACCAGAAGAACACCUUGGUUGUUGUCUCCCGAUGGUAUGGGGGCAUCCAACUGGGACCCGAUCGGUUUCGACACAUUAACAAUGCCACCAGGCAGGUCAUCGAACAAGCUGGACUACUGAAGAAAUGACAUUUAGCAUAAAUAACGUUUUGCUAAGAGUCGCAUGAACCUGCCUUACCCAAGUAACAUAAUGUCUAUAACUGGUACUAUUUUUCGUUGUUUUUUUUUACUAAACCAACAUUUUAUUGUUUGUUGCUGAAAUUUGUAAUACACAUAUAUAAUAUUGUUUCACGUUCAAAAGUAGCUAUUACUGUCUAAUUAUUCUACAUAUAGAUACAUAUCUUUUUUUAUUAAGCUGAGUGUGGUAGAUACUUUUGACGCGUACAGUUCGUGUCAUACACGAUGACGCGCAGAUUUGUCAUAUCUAACCUUUGAUAACAUGACAAAACUAAUCAAGGCACGCGUCUUUGUGAAUGACUCGAUAUAUUGUCUGAUCCGUUACUUUUAAUGCUCACUGUACAAAGAAAUUAGAGCGAGUAAUUUUACAUACAAAAUUUCGACUCGCUCUAUUUUCUCGGUAUAAUAUUUUUUUGCAAACGAAAAUAGUACUAGUACAUAAAGAUAGAGUAUAUGUUACGUAAAUUUUAUAUACCAGUUUUAUAAUGCAUGUCGUUAAAUGAAAGCGUAACUUCAAUUGUAUGAGAGCGUCUUUUUGAUGGCGGGUUCGUGUGACUCUUGACAGUGACACAGUGCCAGCGCGAGCUACGCACUACUAGUGUAGCCUUAAUUAUGGGAAAAACUAUGUAGCGAAAAGCGCCUACGAACUGAGAACCCUCCUAGCGGAUCGCUGGCAAUCGAUGUGUCAAGGUGCGUCCAUAUUUGGCGAACGGCAAAGCUCUGCGUAGUUCUACACUUGCGCUGCGUUCAUUAGUUACGAGUACCCACGCAACGAAAGGAAGGGAGCCGUGCUUGCGCGCCAUUCGCGACUCACUCGUGCGCCAUUCGCGACUCACUCGCGCGCCAUUCGCGACUCACUAGUGCGCCAUUCGCGACUCACUCGCGCGCCAUUUGCGACUCACUCGUGCGCCAUUCGCGACUCACUCGUGCGCCAUUCGCGACUCAACUCGUGCGCCAUUCGCGACUCACUCGUGCGUCUCUCGAACUUGAAUGGCGUAUAGGAGUAAAUCAUACUACGAAAUCCACACAAGUAGUGUGUUCGCCAAAUCUGAACGCACCUUAUAACCAAAACAUUGAUAUUAUUUAAGGAAACUCAUUUGACUGAAACAAAUUAUUAUGUCAUCGAUAUAAUUUUCUUUCUGUAAUCUUAAGAUGUAAGUUUGCAAACCUAAAGUAAACUGAUCUCGCAUGCAGAUCUUUUCCCAUUGUUAUCUUACAACUUUAUAAGAGUUGUUAUGAAUCAUUCUCCAGAUUUAUGCCAGCGUCUAAACUCCGUCAAACCAUACUAAAUGUAUGAAAAGUUUGAUAGAGUUGAGUCUGACCGGAGUCAUAUAAUUUGAGAAUGACCCUUUUACUUGUUUUUAUUUGUCAUUAUGAUUAUUCAUAGUGGGAUUCGUACUGACUUUAGUCAAUUAUUGUUUGAAUUUACAUUCUCAAUUUGCCCUGACGAUUCAUCAUAAUUAUCAACCAGUUAAAAAAAAUAUAUUUGCACUUUACACGCUACUGUGUCCCAAAUCUAGUAAUCAAUGAUGCAAUUAAUUGUAGAUCGAUUAAAUAAACUUUUGUAAAUAUAUGAAUAAUAAUGAAAACAUAGGUUAACUAAUCUGUAAUGUUUAAUAAAAAUCGAAAUCAAAAUAUAA
Messenger RNA from Cydia pomonella (codling moth), 2613 nucleotides. RefSeq names its product protein IMPACT-like. The coding region runs from base 128 to 925 and encodes 265 amino acids. Gene Ontology annotation, biological process: regulation of translational initiation. Gene Ontology annotation, cellular component: cytoplasm. Gene Ontology annotation, molecular function: protein binding. The transcript is spliced from 6 exons. The record is from RefSeq and is a predicted model, not a curated record. Lineage: Eukaryota; Metazoa; Arthropoda; Insecta; Lepidoptera; Tortricidae.